CAACAUCCCCAGUUAACAGAAAAACGCACGACAAACAUAAAUUCGUGGAAAUUACGCACGGGUGUUUUUUCGUAGCUCAAUAGUAAUAUUUGUUUAUUUUUUUCGGUUCUAAAUUAAAUGAAAGCACACAUGCAUAUGCAAAUGAUAUAGUGUAAUUUGUGUAUUAAUUAAAGGCAAUUGCAAAUGUUAGAUUUUAAGAUGGAUAUCAAAUGCAAUCAGCGCAGCAGCAAAAGCAGAAGCAGCGGCAAUAGCAACAACGGCAACAACAACAACAACAAGAAAAAGGCUGACUGACUACACCCAAAAACGCAACAAGAAAAAGGCAGCAUAUAAAGGAAACAGUUGGAGGCGAGGAAUAACAAAACGACAGGAAAAAUGAAGUAAAAGCGACAACAGCGAACGAAACGGCACUUCAGUUGCAGUUGUAGUGGAGUACAUACGCACGGUCACACACACCAGCAGGCACAUACACACGUACAUACAUACAAAUACUAACAAAAGCAGCACACAAAGAGACAUUUGCAUGCAUAUGUGUGGGUGUAUCAGCAGCAGCAGCAGCCCAGCUCCAGCGUACAAACUUCGGGUUCAUUCGGCAGUCGUCGUUCGUCGUUGCUCGCUCGCUCGCUCGCUCGCUCGUUUGUUCGUUCGUUCGUUUUGUUCGCACGCUCGGUUUAUCGUGUUGGAGUAACAGCAUUCGCCUACGCAGCAGCAGCAGCAGCAGCAGCCGCCGCAGCAGCAGCAACGACAGGCAAAGGAAGCGGUUUAAGAAUGCAUGGGCAUGCACAAAGUACGAAGCACGAAACACGAGAAAUGCGAGAAACACAAGAGAAAUGCAAAUUUAACAGAAAUUGAAAUAAGUGCAACGGGUUUCCAAUUCCACAGCGCAUUGUAAUUCAAAACGCAGUCGCAAAUUUAUGCCAAACUGAUCAAAAGCGGGUGCGCGCGCGAUAGAAAGAGGGAGCGCGAAGAGUUUUCGUGCAGAGUGAGAGACAUAGGCCCUGAAGAGAAACCAGCGAGAGAGAGAGAGAGAGAGCGAGAGAUCAAGCGCCGUUAAAUCGGAUCACGUCCAUUUUAGCCACAGCCGCAGUUCCUUUGUUAUAUACCCAAUUGCUGCUCCUGCCUCCUGCUUGGGACGUCGACGUCGUAAUAUGGAUUGUGGUGCUUUUGCCGCGCAGCAGCAGCAACUAUUACAACAACAUCAGCAGCAACAGCUACAACAGCAACAACAACAACAUCUGCAGCAGCACCCACGACAACAAAAUACGCUAAAUUGCCUGGAAGCAACAGCAACAACAAAUAUAAGUCAGCUAACUAGCCAGGGGAUCAUCGUUGGCAGCGCUGCCAGCGAAGGAUCGGAGGCAGUUGGUGCUGUCACCAGCGGCAGUCCACAGCACAAGUUGCUGGGCAUUGGGGAUAAUUCGAGCGGCGCUGGCGCCGUCAAACUGCGCAAGCAGAGCAGCGAACGAACGACGCCGGACGCCAAAUCGCACGCCUCCUAUCGCAUCUCCAUGGCCAAUCUGGAGGAUACACAAGAGUCCGAGCUGGAUCUGAUACUCGGCGAGCUGAGCUUGCUCGAGGCCCAGAUCAGCUACGGUGAGGCGAGCUUUCUGCCCGGCGUGGCAGCUGCCACCGCCGCCGGUCUUGGCGUUAAUGCUGUUGGAGGUUUGGCUACUCCGCCGCCUCCGCCGCCACCUGGCCUGGCCACCGUAUCGGCAGCCUCGUCGCGCACACAUUCACGCACAAACAGCAGCAUAUCCGGCGAUGUAAGCACCACAUCCUCCUCGUCGGGCAUCUCAGAGAACGGCAAUGGCCCCAGCAGCAUUGGGCUCAGUGCUGCUGCAGGCAAUGGCGGCGGCAUCGGAAUUGGAGUCAUGGGCAUCACCACUGGACACAUGACCAUGGGCAUUACGCUGGGCGUUGUGACGCCACGUGAGCCGCGCACCGAAUCGCCGGACAAUGAUUCGGCAUUUAGUGACACCGUUUCGCUGCUCUCCAGCGAGUCAUCCGCCUCGUCCAACACCUCGCUGCAGCAGCAGCAACAGCAGCAGCAGCAACAGCAACAGCUGCAACAGCAGCAGCAACUGCAGCAACUGCAGCAGCAACAGCAACAGCAGCAACAGCAACUGCAACAGCAACAGCAACUGCUGCAACAGCAGAAAGUACAUUUGCAGCAACAGCUGCAGCAACAUCAUCAGCAGCCGCUGCAGUCCUCAACAAAGGCAGCCAAAAUACAGCUGGCGCUGCACAAGCUCGAGAGCGCCUCCGUGAGGCGUCUCUUUGUCAAGGCGUUCACGUCCGAUGGUGCGUCCAAGUCGCUGCUCGUGGAUGAGCGCAUGGGCUGCGGCCAUGUGACGCGCCUGCUGGCCGACAAGAAUCAUGUGCAGAUGCAGCCCACGUGGGCGCUGGUCGAGCACUUGGCUGAUCUGCAAAUGGAGCGCCUGUUUGAGGAUCAUGAGCUGCUGGUGGAUAAUCUGAUGACGUGGAAUUCGGAUGCCGGCAAUCGUGUACUGUUCCAGCAGCGUCCGGAUAAGGUGGCGCUCUUUGCCAAACCCGAGCUCUAUUUGCCGGGGCCACAGAUGGCGCCCGGCUCGCAGCAUGAUGAUCAGACGCGUCACAUGCUGUUGGAGGAGUUCUUUGAGACGCACGCCCAGCUGCAGCUGGACGGGCCGCUCUAUAUGAAGGCCGAUCCGAAGAAGGCCUGGAAGCGGCAUCAUUUCGUGCUGCGCUCCUCGGGCCUCUACUAUUUUCCCAAGGAGAAGACGAAGAACACACGCGAUCUCGCCUGCCUGACGCUCUUCAGCGGCCACAAUGUCUACACGGGCAUGGGCUGGCGCAAAAAAUACAAAUCUCCGACAGAUUAUACAUUUGGCUUCAAAUCGGCGGUGGACUCGUCCCUGGGCAAAUCCUGUCGCUCGCUAAAAAUGCUGUGUGCCGAGGAUGGCGUCACACUGGAUCGCUGGCUGACCGCCAUACGCAUCUGUAAAUAUGGCAAACAGUUGUGGCACAAUCAUAAGCUGCUCAUGGAGGAGUUGUGCUCGGGCGCCGGCACCGGCGGCAGCUUUGCCGCCUCGAUGCGCAGCGAAUCGAUUAGCAGCAUCUCAUCGGCGGUGCCAUCGCAAUGCGGCAGCGUCUCCUCGGCCAUAAGCAGCAUGUCGAACUCCAGCAGCGGACGCAUCUCGCGCGCCUCCAGCUCCAGUUCGAGUGGCUGCCUGUCGGAUGAGAACAAUGCCUUCGAUUCGGAGUUCACAACCGGCACCAUCAAGCGCAAACCCUCCAUGAAGCCCAAUCUGCCGCUGACCACAAUGACGCGCCAGCUGAAGGAAGUGGGCGAAAUAACCACCGGCCCCGUGGCGGUGGCCACAGCAGCCGCCACAGCGGUCGGCGAAUCGGCUGCCUCGCCGGAGCGCAGCGGCACACUGACGCGACGGCACAGUCGCCGCAAAUCGCAGGAGAGCAACGGCAGCAGCGGCGGCACGCUCAAGCGUCGCCCCGUCGUGGCAGUCAGUGCGGCGGUGAAGCGUGAGGUGAUCUGCUCGGCGACAAACGAUGGCGGCUCCUCGUCGUCCAGCAAUUCAACGCCGACGCCCACGCCCAGCAUUUGUGCCAAGCCGCCGCCCGGGCUCAGCGAUGCGGAGCUAAUGUGCUCAUCCACAUUGUCGCUGGACUCGCUGCCGCCGCCGCCCCCGCCACCCGCUUUGCAUGCCGACGAGCAGGAUGUGUACGGAUCACAGCUAUCGCUGGCCUCACUGCCACCACCGCCGCCGCCCGAGGAUGUGCUGGCCUAUGUGGAGCCCACAUCGCCGCUGACGCCAACGCCCAUGUCCAUGGGCAUGGGCAUGCCCAUAGGCAUGGGCAUGGGCAUGGUCAUGCCCAAUAGCAAUGGCACACUGCCGCCCGCGGUGCCCGCAAAGCCCAUGAAGCCCGCUGUCAAGCAAACGCUGAAAGCGGCGCCACCCUACAAAGCGCCGCCCGACUAUGUGGGACCCGUCGGCUUGGGCGGCACUGCAGCAGGCGGCCCAGUCGCCCAGUUGCCGCCGCUGCCGGCGCCCGUGCAAAAGAAGGUCUCGUUUGCGGACUCGCCGGUGCUGCUGCGCCGCAAAAUGUGCUCACCGGAACCGCAAUUGCCGAUGCGUGCGCCCAGCACAACGCUCAGCACUGGCUCCAACGGUAGCGCCGGCGCCGGCGCCGGUUAUUCCCAGCCGCAGCCCAUCUACUCGCCCGGGCCGCUGCUGCCACCACGCAGCGAUCUGUCGCGACUGUCCGGCUGCAGUCAGAAUGGCAGCGAUGUGAUGACAUCACCGAAGCGUCUGCAGGAAUCAGCAUCGAAUCCGCCGCGCGAUUUCCUUAAGGAUCUGCAGCGUGUGAUGCGCAAAAAGUGGCAGGUGGCACAGAAAUGCAAACUGGAGCCGGCAACAACGCCGCACGAGGUGCUCGGCUUUCGUGAUUUCAACAACGAGGAUCUGCUUGCCGCCCACAAUCUCAACUCGGGCGCCAACUCCUCGCAUUACUAUCGCGAGACGGCCAAUGUCAGUCACUGGGUGCAGGAGCACUACGAAUAUGCGCACAACGAGUAUGCGCUCUACGAAAAUGUCCAUGCCCAGAGCAAUGGGGCGGGCGGCACCAGCAACAGCAACAAUGCCACAACAACAGUGGAUGCAGCUGGUCCGCCGCCAGUGCCGCCGCCAGCGGCUGUGGCAGAUGCAACAGCGGCGCUGCGCAAAAAGCGUCCGCCUCCGCCGCCGCCCAAGCGCAGCGAUUCCACGCAUCUGACGCAUCGUGUCUAGAAACUGGGAGAUAAUCGCUUCAGCAGAGUUGUCGCCAGUGCAGUGCCACGGUCUCUCUCUCUCUCUCGCCCUCUCUCGCAUUCAUUCUCCCGGAUCUGCUGGCUUCAACGAUCCUGCAACAACAACAACAACAACAACAAUUUCUACGUGUCUAAACUUAAGUGCAAAAGCAAAUUCCUAACUAAGAGCAAAACAAAAACAAAAACAGGCGAAACAACCCUAAAUACUAGUACAUAAGUCUGGUUGCGUCGAAUACGCCCACUUCUCAAGUAUUAUAUAUUCAGUUCAGCUUCAUUAGCCUAUUUUUCAUGUGUGCGGCAAAAGAGUUUCUCUCUAAAUUUUGUAAAAUACUGAGUGUACUGAGUGUGCACGCACAGCGCUGGGUAUUUGUAUAGGUGCACUACUGAAAUAUGUAUUUAAACUUUGUGAGAAAGUUUCAGUUUUUACGAGCAGAAGGUAACAUUUUAAUUGUUAUCAAUUUAGUUGAGAUAAUGUGCCCAAUGCCUUAUCGUUAGUUAAUGAGCUUUACUUUUAUAAAUUCGAAAUAUUGUUAUCAUUUUA
Molecule: messenger RNA, 5345 nt
Organism: Drosophila virilis
Lineage: Eukaryota; Metazoa; Arthropoda; Insecta; Diptera; Drosophilidae
Gene: pico
Product: pico
Biological process (GO): signal transduction
Source: RefSeq, a predicted model, not a curated record